This is a messenger RNA of Lymnaea stagnalis (great pond snail), 3844 nucleotides long. The record is from the annotation of a GenBank genome assembly. Lineage: Eukaryota; Metazoa; Mollusca; Gastropoda; Lymnaeidae.
CUAUCUCUGGCACGUGUGAAAGCGAAAGUGUAAACAAAUAUUCUACAACUAUAGGUAGGUCCAUGAAGUAUUAUUAAUACUACUAUUACCAUUAUUUGUCUGCAUCCAAAGGGAUUAACUCUAAAGCUACGAUUGCUUGUUUUAAAUAAAACUGUGGUAUGAAAACUAUUAAUUAUUUCUUACCGCAUUUCGUAUUUUCUCAUGUAAACAUCACUUAAAAUUACGUAUAUUCUUUAUUAAUAAUUAAUUAAAUACAUGCAAUAAAUGAGUAAUGUUAAUUCUGCAUUAUACAGCUUCCCCCCCCCCCUUUUUAUUUGAUGUCUAAAACAUCCCCCAACUAAAGUUACAUUUUAAGAUACUCCCAUCCCAUAGCCCCAUUUGUUUUAGUUGUUGGUUUUUUUUCACCCUUGGCCAGAUUUUUAAAUUUUAAUCACCUAUAAGUUUAUAAGUAUGAGUAUGCUAAACGAUAGCUAACAUCUAAAUUGAUGGACCUGUAAAAACACAUGACUAAACAUUUGUGACAAUGCAGAAAUAAGGGGUGGGGGAAAUCGGCCAUGAUAGCGUUGGGUCAUUUAUUGAUAGUCAUCUCAAAAUGCUAAGCGUGUUUACGUUGUCCAUAAUUGGUCAGCUCUAAUUUGAGCACCCCUCCCCUUUUUCGUAUGCCCUUGCGCUCAAGUUGACUGAUUUGCGCUGAGUAAAAUGAGGGAAGACUGACUCGCUUUGGGGUAUUACUGGUAGUGGGAUCACUUUGUUUAAAAUAGAAGGACAGCCAAGAUCAACAAAAAUUCAAACUGUUGAUCCAACGGAAAUUUUAAAUGAUGCAACUCUGCGUACUGAGAUUUGGUUUAUACUUGCACUCUGUGAGGUGACAAAAUAACGUCAAUACAACUAGGGAAUUUCUUGCAAGGCGCUCUCCUUUGUGAGGGAACAGAUAACGUCCAUACAACUUUCGUGCAAUUUCUUGAAAUUUUUUUUCCUUUCAAGAUUCAAAUUUACUUUUAACUAUUAAUGAUUUGAUGUUUACUAAAAAUUAAUUAGACAAGUGGGGUCUACUGGUACAACAAAUGUUUAUUAUUAGCUAUGGAUUAUGGAUGGCUGUGAUGCCUUACCCUUUACUCAUUUACUAAUAUUAUAAAUAUAUUUUAGAUAUUUAUAUGCAUUAUUCAUAUUCAUAGGCAUAGGGUUAGCUAUUAAUUUAUUAAUUUUAUUUUCAGAUGAGUUUCAGGGGUCGUGGUGGUAGGGGUUUUGGCAGAGGAGGUGGAGGUAAAUUUUAGGGUUACAAUUUAUUUUUAAAAUUCCAAAGACAAUCAUGCAGUCUUUAUAAAAGUGAACUAUAUAUAUUUAUUUGGAAUUAAUUCCAUUAACAUUAACUAACGUGUUAAGAAAUUUAACAAUUUAUUUGAAAACUAAUCUUUUUAAAUGUCUCCUGAAGUCAAACAGAUGUGCCAUUUAUUUAAAAGCAGAUAACAAUCUUAUUUAUUAUUACACAGGCAACAUUUUUUUAAAAAUGUGGUCGAAAUCUCUGCCAGUAGCCUACUUAUCUUUUUAAAAAAGAAGAAAUAUAAAUUAUACUAUGAUUGGCACAAGGUUAAGAGAUAAGAAAUAGGGUAAAGCGUCAUAAACCAUUUUUCUGUUAACCAUUUUAAGUUUUCUUUUUAUACAUCCCUUAAUAUCAAGUUUAAAUAUUUGUAAUUUGUUAAACACAUUUUUAAAAGAUAACUUAUGCUGAUUAUAUGGUAGAUUGUAAAGAUAAAGAUGGAUUCUAAAUAUUAUUUGUAGGUUUUCGUGGUGGCAGAGGUGGGGGUGGUCGUGGUGGAGGUGGAAACAGAUGGCAAGAUCAAGGUCCACCAGAAGAAGUAAUGGGUGAGAAUUUGUUUUAAGAUGCUUGCUAAUGAUUAUUGUUAGUAUAAAUAUAUGUUGUAAACCUCAAAUUCAGUAAAAAUGAUAUAUUUCAAUCGGUAAAUAGUGUAAUGCUUUAUUUUUCAGAAAUCGGCUACAUGACACACACAUGUGAAGAGGACUUGGUUAUCAAGAGUACUAAUGAUAAAAUACCAUACUUCAAUGCACCCAUUUACCUCCAAAAUAAACAACAAAUAGGAAAAGUUGAUGAAAUAUUUGGUCCAAUAAAAGAUUUUGUAUCCUUUAGAACAUGAGCCAAAAUUAAAUUUAGAUAUUAGGGCACUCAGUUGAGGUUUUUGGGAAAUAGAUAGUUGAGGUUGUUUUCUAUUUUAAAGUUAGCAAUUCAAUUCAAUGUAUGUAUCUACAAUUGAGACUACGUUACGUUUUUCUGUGGCCUUAUUGCCAUUAUUUUUUUUCUAGCAUUCUAUACUUUAUAGACUAUUAGACUUAGCUUGUAAUGUACUAUAAAUCAGUUGUUGUUUUUUUUGUUCCUAUUCUCAAUGUAAUUAUGAAAUUUAUAAAAGAGAUUGGGUAAGUAUGAAAUUGUUUAAGUUUAAAAAAUUAUAAGUUUCUUAACUAGCUUUCAGUAUUUUUCAGUAAAAUUAUCAGAUAACAUGAAAGCAGGAUCUUUUGAAAAAUCAUCAAAGGUAAAUUAUAUACUAAUUAUUAUUAAAAUUCAAUCUGAUUAAGAAGCUUAAAUUAACUGUUUGAAAUAGGCAAGUAAGGGAUUUAUUAAGCCUAGUGAAUAAAUGAAAAAAUAAUAUCUCUCUAUCAAUCUGAUCUUGUGUCCCUAAACAUUCCGGUAGUUUAUGUGUGAUUUAAUUCAUUUUUUUUUUUCCAGUUUUAUAUUGAUCCUGCCAAGUUGUUGCCAUUGGCUAGGUUUCUCCCUCAAGCUGGUCGAUCAAGAGGAGCUGGAAAAAGAGGAGGUAAAAUAUUUGUAGUUAUUCAAUAUGGCAGUGCUGUCCUGCCCGUGGGGGAGAGUUGGUCUCCAUCCUGUAUUGUUUUGACAUUGGGGAAAACUACCUGGAAUUAAGAGAUCAGAGUAUGAGACAUUCAAUGAGUAGAAAGCAGAAUGCAUACUGUGAUUGUUUGUAGUUAGUGCCAUUCAGUCAGGGAGGAAGUUUUCCUUUGAGAUGUCAUUUGCAGCCCUUGAGUGUCAGGAAAUAUUUUUUUUGGCCCACAUACCCGUUAGUCAAAAAGUUUGGUCAGCACUGCUAUAUGAAUUUAUCGUGUUAAAAGUCUUCUUUUUUGGUGCAAUUAAGGGCAACACUACUAAUGGUUAAUACACUUUGUGUUGACGCAAUCAUCGUGUGUUGUAUUAUUGACAAAUAGGUUAUCAGGUCGCAUUAUUAUUACCGGUAUUAUUAACCUUUUUAGAUACCAUUAAAAUGUACAGGUAAGGUUAAAAAUGUGUUAAAUUAUGAUGCACAGACAAUGGUGAUAAUGGGAGUACCUGUUGCCCCGGUUCCAUGAUGUUUUGGUCAUCCUACAUUUCUUCUGCUUACAAUAGCCUAUAAUCAGAUGACCAAUUAAAAAUCACUUCUUUGUUAUUACUCAUAACUCUAUUUGAUUACUGUGUAUGAGUACACUACAAUUUAUCCUUGGCGCAGAAAGAAAUGUAUGGAUUUAUUUAAAAUCUUAGAAUAAUACAAGCAGUGGGCUUUUAAUAGCAGUGUCAAUGAGUACUACAAUUUAUAAGAUUAGAUAGCUAUUCACAAAAAGAAAAAGGUAAAUCUAGACAUAUUAAUAUUACCCAUGUUUGGAAAAUUGGGAGGGUUGUGGGGUGUUAUAGAAAUUGUCUUUUUAAUUUCUUUAAUUGUCAAGUAUACAUUAAUGCUACAAUUAAUUUAAUUUUAUUCAUCCACAGGUUUUGACAGAGGACGUGGCAGAGGAGGAUUUGAUAGAGGCAGAGGUGGACGUGGUGGUUUUGAUAGAGGGCGUGGUG